AUGGACCGCCAUUUGAUCUUUCCCCCCGGCUAUAAGCCAACGAAAGGACCUCCAGAUGCAGAUGUCGGCCCAAACGUUACUGUACCUGGAACAGGGAUCGCGCUCAAUACGCCCGAGGCUAUUGACGCAUGGAUUGCAGAGCGGAAGCGCAACUGGCCAACGGCAGCUAGAAUUGCAGAAAAGCAAAAAAGACGCGCCGAAGCGAUCGAGCGUGGCGAGCUGGAACCGUCGCGAAAACGGAUGCGUCCCAAUGAUGAACCUGAAAUAGCGUCGUUGAGAAGCGGUCGCAAUAUACGGAGUCGUGGUAGGGGACGAAGCAGAGGCUGGGGACCAUCGACUUCGACCAACUUCCAACAGGCUCAAUCCCGUGUGGCAGGCAAGGUCAUCAGCCUAGAAGACAGUGAUGGAGAGACGGAUUCCUCGUCAAACUCGGAUGUAGACCCUGUGCGAGAUGCCAUCUCAUCCAAACUCGCUCUUGCGCAAGUCGAGUCUGAUGGGGAUGCGCAAGUAGAAACCGUCGAUGCAAAUGAACUUCAUCAAGACCCCAUCACGAAAUCAUUUCGGAGACCUCCUACAAAGGAGCCACCUCGGAGAGCUCACAAUCCGUUGGUAGACCGACCGUCAUUCCUACGAAAGCUCCUCCUUCCGGAGAUUCGACAUACGGUAUCGAAUUUGUCGCAAGCUAUUCGAUUCAUCGUGGAUAACGACAUGUUCGAAGGGGUAGAAAUCGAACCGGGAGAAGGAGAGCGGAUGCUCAUCUCAGAACUGACUCACGAGGCAGGCACCACGGUUUCAAAUCAAAACCAGUCAAAUUCAUAG
Serendipita indica DSM 11827 is the source of this 819-nucleotide messenger RNA. NCBI's taxonomy places the organism in Eukaryota, Fungi, Basidiomycota, Agaricomycetes, Sebacinales, Serendipitaceae. The record is from the annotation of a GenBank genome assembly.